CCAUCUAAAAUGUUGUUAUGUUUUUAUUAUCAUCAUCUUAACCUUCGCAAUGGCGGCAUCGAUAUUAGAAGCUGCAACACUCUCCUUCUUCUCAACCCAUCAUCCUUCUUACUCCAGAUUCCUCCUAUCUCCCAAACCACUACCACUCUCUAUAAACCUCCACGUUUCCAAUCCUACGCCUCUCAUUUCCCACAAUUUCCCUCAGCCUUCCCUCACCCAAAACCACCCAAGAAGUAAAAGCCUCUGCUUUCAACUAUGCUCCACUGUACAAGAAGUAACGGUGGAGAUGACACCAGAGGAAGAGGAAAUCCAGGAAGCAAACCUAAAAAGAAAGCUUUUUGUGGUUAAUUUGCCUUGGUCUUUCUCUGUUGCUGAUAUCAAGGACCUUUUUGGCCAAUGUGGGACUGUAUCAGAUGUUGAGAUUAUAAAGCAAAAGAAUGGGAGAAGUAGGGGAUUUGCUUUUGUGACAAUGACUACUGGUGAGGAAGCUCAGGCUGCUAUUGAUAAGUUCAAUUCUCUUGAAGUGUCAGGGAGGAUUAUCAGGGUGGAAUUUGCAAAGCGACUCAGGAGACCUCCUCCACGCCUUCCAGGCACUCCUGCAGAUAUCCCUGCAGGAGAGACACGCCAUAAGCUUUAUAUUUCUAAUCUUGCAUGGAAAGUGAGAGGUAGUCAUUUGAGAGAAUUUUUCUCCACUAAUUGUAACCCAGUUUCAAGUAGGGUCGUGUUUGAUGGCCCUGCAGGAAGAUCUUCUGGGUAUGGGUUUGUGUCAUUUGCCACGAGGGAGGAAGCUGUGGCUGCUAUUUCUGCUUUCAGUGGAAAGGAACUAAUGGGUCGGCCCAUUCGUCUAAAGUUCAGUGAAGACAAGGCUGAUGAAUCUGGAACUGAAAAGAAAGAGGAAGAAACUUCUGUGGUACAGCUUGAAGAGAGAUAGAUCCUGAUCUUAUUUGGAUUGUUGAUUAACGUACAAGUAUAGCAGGAAGAGGACUCGUAAUGAUGUCCAUGAAUGUAAGUGAUGGAAGGUCUUCUCAGUCUGCUGAAUGUUUUGCGUUUUCUUCUAUUAUUAUUUAACAUGUUAAAUGACUGACAUUAUUUUUUAUACUUGCUAAGUAUUCACAAAAAAAGGGUGUGGGUUUUUUAC
Molecule: messenger RNA, 1138 nt
Organism: Populus euphratica (Euphrates poplar)
Lineage: Eukaryota; Viridiplantae; Streptophyta; Magnoliopsida; Malpighiales; Salicaceae
Product: RNA-binding (RRM/RBD/RNP motifs) family protein
Exons: 4
Coding region: 50-931 (293 amino acids)
Biological process (GO): chloroplast rRNA processing
Cellular component (GO): chloroplast thylakoid membrane
Molecular function (GO): mRNA binding
Source: RefSeq, a predicted model, not a curated record